CUGGUGAUCUGCUUCCAAAAGGUCACAGCCUUGAAAACCCUAUGGAGCAAUUCUGCUUUGCACACGUAGGAUCGCCACGAGUUGGAAUUGACUCAGUGAUAACUAACAACAACAAGUGAUGAAGAUAGUAUCAUAUAGCAAUUUGAGGGAGGGAAGAAAAUUUUUGGAAAGCAAGUAAAUUUGGUAGUAGGCAAGUUGAUUUUGAAUUGAGGCAGAGCAUCUAAAGGGGAGUGUUUUAGGCAUUUAAUGAUGCAUAAAUGUAUAGUCGAUGUCUCACCACAAAAGAGAUGGCAUAAUUUAAGAAAUGUUUUAAUAAAGGGCUAGUUACAAACGUGUACAGGGUGUAGCAAUAGCAGAGCUGUUUCUGCCCUUUGGUCCAAGGGCCAAGGGCAGGGAGUGGUUACUAGAACCCAGAAGGAGAGAGACCAGGAGAGAGUGUCACCUUGGGAGAAUCUGAGACCUUGGAUCAAAGGACACAGCUGGCUAGAAGGCAGUGCCACAGGGAAGGAGCCAGGCAAUAAAUCCCUCGAUCUCAUUCUCCUCCCUCCCUCUGAUCUCCUGCCAGGGUGCUCCAUUGGUCAAACCCAAUCUGAAGCCAUGGUAGCCCAGUUGAUGAAGUUAGUCAGCCUUAUGGUAUAGAGAACUAGGUGAAGAGUGAAGAAUAGAGUGGGGGUGGUGGUGCAUAGCAAAUGGAAGAUAUCUAGUACAACUGAAGCAUAGUUUAAAAAAAAAAAAAGGCCAGGGAAAUACCUAUUUGGGAAUGAUCCUUAUGUGAAGCCAGCAUGGAAAUAAAUGAAAUUUCCAAGGGUGAAAUAUUUAUGUGAUAGAGAACAAAGGGCACAGUAAUUAAUCUUAGGGAAUGCUUACAUUUUGAGAAACAGGAAGAAGAGCCAAAGUGUGGCCACGUAGGAUAGAAAAUCCUGGGUGACUAUUUCUGAGCUUAAUGUAUAUGUAUUUUUUAGCCUUUUAAGUAGCUCUCUUUAGUAGGAAAGGAAAGAAUAUUGACUUGGGUUAGUUAGUCUUGGUUUCAGAUUUCCCCUUUACCUCUUACUUGGCAGUAUUUAACCUUUCAGAGUUCCAGUUUUACUGUCCUAAAAUAGGAAUAUAGGGUUGUAAGGAUUGCAUAAAUAAAUAUAUAAAGCCCCUAGCACAAUGCUUGGGACACAAAACAUGUUCCGUAACUGUUCCCUUAACUUCAUUAGCGCAUUCCCUUGUUACUUCAAAUAUGGACAGGUGUUUUAUACAUCAAAAUAGAAAAUGUAAGUUUGUUGACUUCUCUAUUGUAUUUUAUUUCCUCCUUUAAAACAGUGGUUUAUACUUUUAGUGUAUACUUUUCUUUAUCAUUUUUUCCGUUAAUAUACUAUGCUCUGGCAUCUACACUUACUCUCUCGAAGCUGUUUGUUUAUCAGGUUUCAAAGGCUCUUCUGCCAAUUUCAGUGACCUGCAGAAUCAUCCAGAAGUACAUCCUCCAUAAUCUCACCUUCUUAUCUGUUGAAACACUGUAUUCCCCUAGCUGUUUUCUUUCUGCCCCUUGCAUGGUCUGUGCUAUUUAUGCUUCUGAGCUUUUGCUCAAAUACUGUUCCCCCUAUCUGGAUUGGGUUCAGGUAUUAUCCUUUCUUUAAGGUCCAACUCCAGGAAACUUUCUACAGUGAUUGGGCCUACAUUGAAAACUCCCUUCUCUGAUCUUGUUAUACAAUCUGGGUUCAGGCACCUGAGCAUUUAAUCUCUUACACCGUUCUUGUGUGUACGCUCCUUUUGUUUUCCCAAUGAGAGAACAUCAUAUUUUCUUUUGUUCAGUAUAGCGUGGAGCACAUCGUAGUUGAUUAGGAAAUAAAAACUGAAACAAACUGACUUAGUAUUUCAGUAUAAUCAAGAACCAUUUAUGUGUAUAUUUUCAACAACAAAAAAUACAAUGAAAUAUUCUUUUUUAAAUCACAAAAAACCUGAAAAUAUAUUUAUUUUUGAUUAUAUGCUAUCCAUAUAUUCAAUAUGUUAGGGUUAUAUAAAAUAUAAAAAGGUAGUCAUCCAAAAAUAUAGUCAUCCAAAAUAUAUCAAAGUCAUAAGGUUGUUAUACUUAGAGUAACUUUGUUUUAAAAUCACAAUAGGUUUUAAUCAUUUUGCUUAUGCUUAAAAUUUGAUUUUUUUCCUUAUAAAGAAAGCAAUAUAUGCUCAUUGGAAAAAUUGGGAGGUAUUGCAGAAAAUAAACAAACAGUAGAAAUCACCUGUAAUCUUACCAGCAAGGAGACAGUAACUGCUGCUUUUUUACAUUUCAUUCCAGUUUUUUUUUAAAUGUACAUUUUAAGCAUAAUUAACAUCCUGUUAUAUAAUACAAGUAAGCUUUACUAAUAAACACUGGCUGCAGAGUGUUCAGUAGCUUCUUUUUUCUUCUGAUCAUUGGGGGCAGGUCUUUGCUUCUUAACCAAGUAUCAAAAUAUAAAAAGUUGCUCUUAUUAGUUACAGUAAUUAUCAAGAAAACUUGGAAAACUUUUUUAGUGAUAGAAAAAAUUGUGUUUAAAGAUUAGUUGAAAACACAGAUGAAUGAUAAGAAUUUUUAUAUAAUUCAACAAGAAAGCAAUGCUUUUUUUUUAACUGAAUGAAAGUUUAGGUUUUUAAAAAUGCAGUUUAAAAACAAAACCAGAUUUCUCUCUUAAAAAAUAAAAUAAGGAGCCAGAUUUCUUUUUUGAAGGAUCUCAGGACUAAUUUGACUUCAUGAUGAGCUGUGAUAACUUUUCUAUUUGUUGUACCGUCAGAAAUCCUCCCUGUGGCACAAAAGGACUCUUUUAAUUAGAAAAUAUUGUUGCCACAGGGAGGUAGAAGAUCGACAUGAAAAACUGGGGAUCUGAAAAGGAGCCCCUAUCCUAGGAUUACCUGAAGGUGAAACAGAUUGAGCCAGAAGGAAGACUAUGCUGUGGAAGCAUCAGUUCACAGCAGUAAUGCACACUGUACAGAUAAGACAAUUGAAGCUGCUGAAGCCCUGCUUCAUAUGGAAUCUCCUACCUGCUUGAGGGAUUCAAGAAGUCCUGUGGAAGUGUUUGUCCCUCCUUGUGUAUCAACUCCAGAAUUUAUCCAUGCUGCUAUGAGGCCAGAUGUCAUUACAGAAACUGUAGUGGAGGUGUCAACUGAAGAGUCUGAACCAAUGGAUACCUCUCCUAUUCCUACAUCACCAGAUAGCCAUGAACCAAUGAAAAAGAAAAAAGUUGGCCGUAAACCAAAGACCCAGCAGUCGCCAAUUUCCAAUGGGUCUCCCGAGUUAGGUAUAAAGAAGAAACCCAGAGAAGGAAAAGGAAACACAACCUAUUUAUGGGAGUUUCUUUUGGAUCUACUUCAAGAUAAAAAUACUUGUCCUCGGUAUAUUAAGUGGACUCAGAGAGAGAAAGGCAUAUUCAAGCUCGUGGAUUCAAAGGCUGUCUCUAAGCUUUGGGGAAAGCAUAAGAACAAACCAGACAUGAACUAUGAAACCAUGGGACGAGCUUUGAGAUACUACUACCAAAGGGGAAUUCUUGCAAAGGUUGAAGGACAGCGGCUUGUAUAUCAGUUCAAGGAUAUGCCCAAGAACAUCGUGGUCAUAGAUGAUGACAAAAGUGAAGCCUGUAAUGAAGAUUUAACAGCAGCUACUGAUGAAAAAUCAAUAGAGCGAGUGUCACUAUCUGCAGAAAGUCUCCUGAAAGCGGCAACCUCUGUUCGUGGUGGAAAAAAUUCAUCUCCUCUAAACUGCUCCAGAGCAGAGAAGGGUGUAGCUCGAGUUGUGAAUAUCAGUUCCCCAGGUCAUGACGCUUCAUCCAGGUCUCCUACUACCACAGCAUCUGUACCAGCAACAGCAGCUCCAAGGACAGUUCGUGUGGCAAUGCAAGUACCUGUUGUAAUGACAUCGUUGGGUCAGAAAAUUUCCACUGUGGCAGUCCAGUCAGUUAAUGCAGGUGCACCAUUGAUAACCAGCACUAGUCCAACAACAGCAGCCUCUCCAAAGGUGGUCAUUCAGACAAUCCCUACUGUGAUGCCAGCUUCCACUGAAAAUGGAGACAAAAUCACCAUGCAGCCUGCCAAAAUUAUCACCAUCCCAGCUACCCAACUUGCACAGUGUCAGCUGCAGACAAAGUCAAGUCUUACUGGGUCAGGGAGCAUUAACAUUGUUGGAACCCCAUUGGCUGUGAGAGCACUUACGCCUGUUUCCUUAGCUCAUGGUACACCUGUAAUGAGACUAUCAGUGCCUGCUCAGCAGGCGUCUGGCCAGACUCCUCCCCGAGUUAUCAGUGCCGUCAUAAAAGGGCCAGAGGUUAAAUCAGAAGCAGUGGCAAAAAAGCAGGAACAUGAUGUGAAAACAUUGCAGCUGGUACAAGACGAAAAGCCGGCAGAUGGAAAUAAGACAGUGACCCACGUAGUGGUUGUCAGUGCGCCUUCCGCUAUUGCCCUUCCCGUGACUAUGAAAACGGAAGGACUAGUGACAUGUGAGAAAUAAAAUAGCAGCUCUGCCACAGACUGUUGGUGAUUGGUUAAACAGUGCUGACAUAAAUAUUUGCAAGGAGAUCAUCAAGAAAAGUCAAAAGAAGACUUUAAAACAUUUUUAAUGCAUAUAAAAACAAUCAGACUUACUGGAAAUAAAUUACCUAUCCCAUGUUUCAGUGGGAAAUGAACUACAUACUGAGAUGCUGACAGAAAACUGCCUCUUACUAUAGGAAACAACUGAAUCCGUCAACAAGAAAAAGGACUGAAAGGGACCAAGCAGCUCACUACAAUAUCAAGUUACACUAAGACUUGGAACACUAAAAUUCUGUAAGAGGUUACGUAGUUUUCAGUGGGGAGGGGUUGGGAUGGGUGAUCUCAUUGUUACAUAGAGCAAUUUUUGAUGCAUUUUAUAUGCAUACCAGCAAUUAUUACUGUGUUCGCACAGUACUCACUUAACUGGUGCUAUGUGAAGACUCUGCUAAUAUAGGUAUUUUAGAAUGUGAAUUGAAGGAUGGAUCCAAAAGCUUCAGAAAGAGGAUAGCAAAAAAGAUCUAGUGUGAUUUUUUUUUAUAUCAUAUAGCUUAAGCUGAUUUAAAACAAAGGCCUUAGACUAAUUUUCGGUUUUCUUUCAUGAAAUAAGCUAAUGGCUUGUUUGUGUAAAGCUUUUUUAUUAAAAGAAAAAAUUUUAAAAAUCUUGUACCUAGCACAGUAUUGUUAUAGAAUUUACAUGUAACAUUUUUAUAUGGUAGUUUAAGUCUGUCAUUUUCUUAAUUGUGGACAAAUUAACAGUUGGCUCUGGCCUUUUGCUGUAACAUGCCUGUGUCACUCACUUAGCCCUGGCAUCUGUGCAGACAUAUCAGUUUCUGUUCUUCUGUCACUUGGAAGUUCAGGCUCAGCAUGAAUUUUUGUCAGGUAGCUCUCAAACCUGGAGUUUUCUUUCUUUCUUUUUUUUUUUUUUAGUUGAAGUUUAAGAGGGAAAG
Molecule: messenger RNA, 5423 nt
Organism: Trichechus manatus latirostris (Florida manatee)
Lineage: Eukaryota; Metazoa; Chordata; Mammalia; Sirenia; Trichechidae
Gene: ELF2
Product: E74 like ETS transcription factor 2
Exons: 7
Coding region: 2984-4456 (490 amino acids)
Biological process (GO): regulation of transcription by RNA polymerase II; cell differentiation
Cellular component (GO): nucleus
Molecular function (GO): sequence-specific DNA binding; DNA-binding transcription factor activity, RNA polymerase II-specific
Source: RefSeq, a predicted model, not a curated record